CUCAUUUAAUGAUUGUACAGGUGGUAUAUUGACUCCUCAUCAGGUAACAAACCAUGUCCUAACCUCAGUUAAUGAUUGUACAGGUGGUGAUUUAUCCGUCAUUAAUAAAAGAAAAAGAUGGCAGAUCAAAAAAAGAAACGCACUAGGGAUAGCGAGGCCCUACAAAAUCUACUAACAACUCAAAAUAAAGAUAGCCUUAUAUAUAUAUUUUUUUAUACUCUUUUAUAUUAUAGAAUACAUCUAUUUUAGCUUCUGAUAAUGUCCCCACUAUUUCGGGAGUUGGACCUAAUAUUGACUCCUCUUCAGAUAACAAACCCUUCUUUAUUUCCUCCUUAUAAUCGUUUAAAUAUUGAUAUAUCUACCAUUAAUAAUCAACAAAUACAAAAUAAAUGUUCAGAAAAACAUGAUAGUCUUGACAAGUCCCCAACUAGACAAAUUUUAUUUUUUGAUGAUAGCCUCCCAACUACUAGAUAUAUGCAUAUAUUGACCCCCUUACAGGUUAACCCAAACUUAAUCCCUCACAUAGCUACAAAACAUGAUAUUUCUAUUAAAGAUAAGCACAGAAAUAAAUGGCGACUCCACAAACGCCUUACUCGUUCUAGAAUUACAGGUAUGCAGGAUAAUAAGGACCUACGCCUGAUAUUAACUUCCUUGCAGAUACCGUCAACUGAUAUUUCUAUAACCACUACCACAUUCCCUAUGGCACCUCUACCAUGUAUAUUUCGACAUAUAUUUGAUGACCACCACUCACCUAUAUUAGAUAUCAGAAAUAUGCCAGAAAUAUGCGCCUUCUGCAAUGCUAAAAUGUGGAAUGGAGAAAAAUUAUCAAAAAGCUCAUGUAGAAAUAUUCAGUUUUCUACAUGUUGUUUGAAUGGGAAGAGUAUCUUCUAUGCUACUGGCGUUCCUAACAUAUCCUUAAACUUAAAAUCUACUCCAAGUUUUGACGUACGUUAUCGCAAUAAACCUACCCCAUCUGAAAUAGCAAUAUUAUUACCUGGUUAUGGCAGUGAUCAUAUAGCCCAUAGAGAUAUUAUCUUAAAAACUCUAUGUGGUCCUUUAAGACGUAUUAACGAGCUCCAUUCCUAA
Molecule: messenger RNA, 1086 nt
Organism: Gordionus sp. m RMFG-2023
Lineage: Eukaryota; Metazoa; Nematomorpha; Gordioida; Chordodea; Parachordodidae
Exons: 6
Coding region: 259-1086 (275 amino acids)
Source: RefSeq, a predicted model, not a curated record